AAACGAUCGAUGCUAUAUGAACUAAUCUACUUGGUUUUGCGUUUAACCGUGAUGGCCGAAGCGGAUGUACAGAUUUGAUUUAUGCAGAAAAUACUGCCAUAAAUUAUUCCUUUUUGUACACUAAUCGGAAUGUACUGCUUAGUUUAAAUUACUAGCCUACCAUAGCUGAGAAGAAUCCACACUGUAUGGGACACUAGGCAUGAAGACAUUAACGCUUUUCGCCAUAAAAGCGGCUGCGAUAAAGAAAACUGAAACAGGCUCGAAUUGAUUGCAUUGAAGAUUUUGUUAGGAAAAUCAGAAACCAGAAAGUUAACUUUUGUUCCCAUCACAGGAACCACACGCAUUGCUGUCCAAUCAGAAUUUGACUAGCACGUGGUCGGAAUCGAUACCAAUGCUUCAAACACCUCUCAACCGACGUCAGUAAACAGCAAUGACGCAUUUGUGCCUAUCGCAUCUGAUAAAUAAACUAACGAUUACCCUAUGCUUCAUAUUACAUCAAUUGAACUUUGUGAGCAGUCAGGAGGAGAACGUCGUACAUGAUGCAUCAGCUUACCUUCCGUUGCCGUCACCGCAACGUCUACCACUGGAUCAACAAUUCAGCGCACGUGUUGGGAUGCGGCGCGGAUUUAUCGGAAGCAAAGAGUUACCAGUAAUCGAGCCACCUCUCAAUCAAAUGGACCGUCUGAAUCGCACACAAUUAUAUCAGCCUUCCGGGCAAGAUUUAGACAAACUAUGCACUGACGCAUCUUGCUGGAAUGAAGAUUCGUUACUCGAUUUUCUUCUCGAAUACUACGCAGUUCAAAAGAAGCGCGUGGAGAUGUAUAGGGAUGGUGAUGCAGACGGGAAAAGCUUGUUGGAACCCUUUAUACUGUCGGUCAAUUCUGCCAGAAUGCAGUUUAUGCAGAUGGCCUGUCUGAAAAUGAAUUCCUUCACCGGAGAGGAGGAAUUCCAGCAAGGAUUGUGGCAAAAUGUUGAAGAUGUGCACAAAAUUUGCCCAAACCCCUGCAGCGCAAGGGUAGGUUCGCCCGAAUACUUGAUAUCGGUGGACUUCCCGAGCAGGUAUUCAAGGCCGUGCUCUCAUCCACGUAACUUCACGACGUACACUAAUCGUAUUUGCUCUCUUUCUAAAAAGAUGCCAACCAUACACCGCGAGAGCUUUCAGUGUGAUUGCCUUCCUGACGCCAAGUGGCUACCGCAGUCGAAAAUUUGUGCGUUAGAAAUGGACGAUCCAAAGUGUGACCCGGUCGGUACGUCGUAUAUUGGUUUCGUCGGUGUGGACAAAGAUACUGGUGGACAACGCAAAGCACUUCACAUGCACCAAGUGAAACGUUGCGUAUGCAAAGAGAACUAUUAUGGAACACUGUGCGAUAAGUUGAAGGAUCCGUGCUUCACCUCCGUUGGAAAGGCGUUACCGGGUAACGUGGCAUGUAACGUUAAGGAAGGCAACAUCUGCACUCCAUUCCCCGAACUAGGAAGGUACGUGUGUCAUUGCACGAAAUACUAUGAGAAAAUGCCGCUCGCAGUCUUUCCACCUGGUCACAUACUGGACAAUUGCCUGACAGAGAAAAACCCGUGUAGCGUGAAAGAGUGUAUGCAUGGCUCAUGCGUUUUGGCUGAUCGAGGAACCAUCCUUGAGGAGAAAGGAAAAUUGGACCGGCAACCUUUCACCUGGAUAGGUGACACACCAAUGAUACUGCCUCGGUGCGUGUGCAAUGCCGGCUGGACGGGGAGUCGGUGCGAAGAACCGUUGGUGUUGAACGGAUGGACGCCGUGGUCCCCAUGGACAGGUUGCGAACCGGCUUGUCAGAGUUCGGUUAGACAAAAGCCAUAUACUGCAGCCAGUGAGUUGGUUCCGAUUAAUGAGAACACGCCAAGAUGGGGAAUACGCCAGCGGACGAGAUUCCGAGAUUGCAUUGGACAGAUGUCCGAUUGUCGUCAGGAGAUGCUCGAACAUACGGCUGAAAUGUCACUGUCUAUUGAAGACGGGGAAUCCUUUCGACAGUAUGAACGGCGUGCCUGCAGACCUCGGCCAUGCGACAGGCACCUUUAUCUUACCAUGGGCAAACGAGCGGUUGUCCGGUCGCGAAUACAGAAGCAAGUAAGAGAAACCAUAAUGCAAGCGCAAACGGUGCACUUGUGGACCGUGCUAUCCUUCACUUUCAUCUUCUCCAUCUUUGCAUUUUUCGGUGCGUUCGCAGCCAAAUUGCACCAAGAAAAGUUGUACGAGAAGAAAACACAACCAAACACGAGGCCCAUGCAGCUGCGGUGAUGUUUGAUGUGUAUUCCCUCAUAAUGUACCCAUCUGUUUUUGUUCGAUCUAACAGGACCAGCGAUGAAUAAACACUGGUGAGUUUUACCGCCACAAAUCGGGAAUGUCAACAG
Molecule: messenger RNA, 2382 nt
Organism: Dicrocoelium dendriticum
Lineage: Eukaryota; Metazoa; Platyhelminthes; Trematoda; Plagiorchiida; Dicrocoeliidae
Source: the annotation of a GenBank genome assembly